Messenger RNA from Monoraphidium neglectum, 1317 nucleotides. RefSeq names its product flagellar associated protein. NCBI's taxonomy places the organism in Eukaryota, Viridiplantae, Chlorophyta, Chlorophyceae, Sphaeropleales, Selenastraceae. The coding region runs from base 1 to 1317 and encodes 438 amino acids. The transcript is spliced from 15 exons. The record is from RefSeq and is a predicted model, not a curated record.
AUGGCUACCGACCGGCUGGACCUGUUGAACGCCGAGGGAGAGGGCACGAUAUACUACCCAUCUGGCCGCAUCGCGCUGACCGUAUGCAAGAGCCCCGACGGAUUCUUCCACACUUUCACGGCCGACUCUCAGCGGUUUCAGGUCCUGGCCAACUUUGACAGCGAUGGCAUUGGCGGCGCCAACCAUCCAGAUGGCAGGCCCUGGCUGGUUGUCACGCGCGACGGUUGGUCCCUGUCGUCCCCGGAGGGCCGCAAGCUGCAAGGGGGCAAGUGGCCCCGCCCAGCGGGCGCCAGGGAGGCCAUCAGCCUGCAGCUGGCCCCCCACCUGUCGGUGGACUUUGUUGACCGGCAGAACAUCAGGGCGCACCUCAAGCUGCAAGGAAUAGAGCGGACAUUCCAGUGCGGGGAGUUCUCGCGGCGGCAGGGGCAGGGCAGCUACCUCGACAAGGUGGUGCGGACGCUGCCGGGCGGCAAGCUGGAGCUGGACAUGGGCCCCAUAAGGCGCCGGAUAGAGGAGGUUGGGAGCGUCUACGUCUCCAGGGGCCCGCACCACCUCGUGACGGCGCAGCCGGGGCUGGGAAACCUGAAAUCCAUGCUGGCCAGCGUGCGCGCCGGGUCACCCAUCACUGCAAUGGUUGCACAGCUAGAUGCCACACAGGGACGCAUUAGACGGAUCAACACGAAGCCCAUCAGCGCUUAUGGAGGAGCGCACGCGGCCAAGCAUCGCGCAGAGCCCUUGGCGGACUUUGGGUCGCCUCCGCUGUCCAAGGGGCAGCUGCGCCUGGCGGAUGGUAUGAAGCGCGCCCAGUCUGCCAGGCCCUCUUUUGACCUGAGGCGCCGCAAGCUGCCCCUAAUCAGUGUGACAGACCUGGACGAGCACGUGGCGGGGCCAGGGGCGCCCAAGGAUACCUUGUUCUGCGCGUGCGUGCUGGCAGACUGGAACCCCGUGUGCGCGCGACUGGAUAACCAGCAUUUGCAGGCAGCGUGGUAUGAGCUCUCAGAGGCGGCCGCGGCCGAUGCAAACUGCCCAGCGGCGCGGGUACGGCUGGUGAGAGUCGACGGCAGCGAGAGCCGCGUGCUGCAGGCGCGCCACGGGUUCAGGACGGCGCCCAUGUUCCUGUUUUAUUACCAAGGCUCUCUUGUUGACGCGGGCAACGACGUGCGCAGCAAGGAGGAGAUGAUUGAGCGCGCACUGGCGGCGCUGGCGUUGGGGCGGCGCGGGGAGGUGCUGCCACAGGGCUUCUCCUUCCAGGGCAGCGAUAACAGGGUUCUGGACAAGAUAAAUCGUGAUAUGUCGCUGCUGACCGGCAGCUGCUGA